CUUCCUCCGCUCUUCUCCCAACAGAGACGUCGACGGAAGAAGCAGCAAUGGCCUCCGGCCCCGAGUCCGACCCACCCUCGCCGCCCCUUUCCCUCCUCGGCGCCAUGCUCCUCGGCCUGCUGUCGCGACAGGAGCCGAGCCUCGAUGCCCCGACCCACGCGAUCGCCAUCUUCGACGACCCCGCCGCCGCCGCCACCCGGACCCUCUUCGCGUUCCGCGGCGCCCCUCCUGACCUCGGCCCCCUGCUCGAGGCCAAAUCGGGCCCGCCGCCGGCGUCGAGGGCCUCGAUCGACGCGCUGCCGAGGGCCCCGGUUGCGGAGGACGGCGGGGAGAGCGGCGAUUGCGCAAUCUGCCUGGAGGAGCACGCGGUCGGCGACGAGGCGAGGGAGAUGCCGUGCCGGCACAGGUUCCACUCGGGCUGCAUCGAGAAGUGGCUGUCGAUGCACGGGACUUGCCCCGUCUGCCGGUUCGCGAUGCCGCCGGAGGAGGACGCGAAGGUUCCCGACGAAGGCGGCGAGGAUCGGGCUCGAAGCCGGAGGCCGAUCGUCGUGGUGCUCGUGAUUAAUGGCCGGGUCGCGAGUAAUACGGGCUCGGGUCACGAACGGAGUCCGGGAUCAGACGACAGUGGAAGUGUUGAUAGUUCGCCAGCUCAGGACACGGACUCGUGAUCGGUGGAGACGAUAUAGAUGGUUGCUUUUAGAGAUUUUUUUUUUCUUUUUUUUUUUCGUGAUAAAUUUAUAUUAGAGCUAAAUUUAUAUUGCAAGUCCGUGUGUCCGAGGAAUUCGAUUGGGAUUUGUUCUUUUCUUCGUUUCGAAUUCGAUUGGGAUUGGUUGUAUAUUUCGCAAUAGAUGUGAGUCUUAGCACUCAAAAGGAUUAAUUAAGCUGUCGACAUAACUUCCCCAUA
Molecule: messenger RNA, 904 nt
Organism: Syzygium oleosum
Lineage: Eukaryota; Viridiplantae; Streptophyta; Magnoliopsida; Myrtales; Myrtaceae
Product: E3 ubiquitin-protein ligase MPSR1-like
Exons: 1
Coding region: 48-668 (206 amino acids)
Biological process (GO): protein ubiquitination
Cellular component (GO): cytoplasm
Molecular function (GO): ubiquitin protein ligase activity
Source: RefSeq, a predicted model, not a curated record